AUGAAACUAACUCCAUCUCAACUUAGAACCCUCCCCCAAGCUCUUCCGAAAUGGAAAAUUAUUGACAACCAACUUCACAGGACACUCAAAUUUCAAUCAUUCGAAGAUACGUGGGGGUUUCUCACUAAAUUGGCUAUGCGAUCACAUUUGAUGAAACAUCACCCGAAGAUCAUCAACUGCUACACUGAUGUCGAUAUUUACUUAACCACUCACGAUGAGAAUGGUAUUACUGAAUUGGACACAAGGCUAGCGAAGAGAAUAGAUAAAUAUGUGGCUGAGUAA
Molecule: messenger RNA, 282 nt
Organism: Komagataella phaffii GS115
Lineage: Eukaryota; Fungi; Ascomycota; Pichiomycetes; Pichiales; Pichiaceae
Product: pterin-4-alpha-carbinolamine dehydratase
Exons: 1
Coding region: 1-282 (93 amino acids)
Biological process (GO): tetrahydrobiopterin biosynthetic process
Molecular function (GO): 4-alpha-hydroxytetrahydrobiopterin dehydratase activity
Source: RefSeq, a predicted model, not a curated record